Sorex araneus (European shrew) is the source of this 693-nucleotide messenger RNA. RefSeq lists its product as uncharacterized. The record is from RefSeq and is a predicted model, not a curated record. Bases 4 to 693 code for a protein of 229 amino acids. The transcript is spliced from 5 exons. Gene Ontology annotation, cellular component: plasma membrane. Gene Ontology annotation, biological process: cell surface receptor signaling pathway. NCBI's taxonomy places the organism in Eukaryota, Metazoa, Chordata, Mammalia, Eulipotyphla, Soricidae.
GCCAUGGGCUCCAGGCUCCUCUGCUGGGUGGCCCUUGGUCUCCUGGGAGCAGGCCCUGCGGAUGCUGAGGUCACUCAGAGCCCCAGACACCUGGUCACAGCAAGGGGUCAGCCAGUGACCCUGACAUGCAACUAUGAAUCUGGACACAACUCUGUGUACUGGUACCAGCAGGCUGUGGGCAAGGGCCCCAAGUUCCUCACUGAGUAUUACAAUGAGGAAGAGAGAGAGAAAGGAGACAUCCCUGCGCACUUCUCAGUCCAACAGUUCAAGAAGAACUCCAGCUCUGAGCUGAGCGUGAGCUCCGUGAAAGGGGCCGACUCUGCCCUGUACCUCUGUGCCAGCAGCCUCACAGCCCUGCCUGCUCGGCUGCCUCCUGCACAAAAACAGCCCUGGCCAGCCCAGGAAGUGGCAGGUCUGGGCCAGGCUGGUGUCACUCAGACCCCCACAUUCCAGCUCCUGAAGACAGGACAGAGUGUGACACUGAUGUGUGCUCAGGAUAUGGAUCAUAACUACAUGUACUGGUAUCGACAAGAUGAGGGGCAAGGGCUGAAGCUGGUCUAUUACUCAAUCACAACUAAGAGCGUGGAGAAAGGAGAAGUGGCUGAUGGGUACAGUGUCUCUAGAGAGGAGAAGAAGAGCUUCCCCCUCACGCUGGAGUCGGCUGUGCCCUCCCAGACAUCUGUGUACUGCUAA